Molecule: messenger RNA, 2323 nt
Organism: Carassius auratus (goldfish)
Lineage: Eukaryota; Metazoa; Chordata; Actinopteri; Cypriniformes; Cyprinidae
Exons: 5
Coding region: 88-789 (233 amino acids)
Source: RefSeq, a predicted model, not a curated record
UCCGCUCCAGUAUGAGAUAGAACUGACAGCCGCGAAUCAAGAUUUGUUUUAAUAAAUCCAGUGAUUAACCGACCAGCGCUCAUUAAAAUGCAGCCCUUCUUCCAGCUCAUCAUAGCUAUCGCCAGUUUUACCUUAACUGCUGCUGUGAGUGACAGUGAGAGAGUGGAGGUAAAGAGUGGAGAAACCCUCACCCUACGAGUCCAAACACCGGGGAAUGUGAGCCGAGCGACAUUAACAUUACUAAAAAAGAGUGAAAACAGGACAGAAGAGCCUAUUACCCUCUACUGUUCCCCUGAGGAGGAGGAGAGGGGCUGCUCCGUCAAGAAAUCCGACAGAUUCUCCAUCACAUCUGACACGGAGAGUUUGUCUUUAAUCUUCGGUGAUGUCCGAGUCAGUGAUGAGGGAUGUUACACUGUCUCUUAUAUCGACAACUUUAACAUCUGGACGGAGAAACUCUUCGAAGUCACAGUCAACGGAUCACUGGAGACUCCUCACAAACCCAAAGAGACUCCCGGGAACAGCCUUGAACAUUGGAUCAUAAUCGCUGUGAGCAUCGCAUUGUCUGCAUCUGUGAUUUUGGGCAUCAUUUAUGUCAUCAAACGCAUCAUCAACCGCCGAAAGAAGAAGCUGAAGACCAGAGGAGAUCCUGAGGAGAUCAUUUCUCUCAGCUCAGCCGGAGCAGCAAGUAAACCAACCACAGAUGAAUCCUUGGAGAUGGGGGACGUGACGAAGAGUUCGGUGGACAAUAACAAACAGCGUUCAAAAAAGGACCUGAACCACGGAGCCUAAAAAGGAUGAUGGAGAAAAUGGAAAUACAAGACAUCGUGUGGACUCAAGAAAACAAGGACGGAUGAUUUCAUUUAAAGAAGCAGCUCAAUUUCUCCUUCUUUAUACCACGCAUUAGUUUUGUUGUUGUUUAUUUUAUCAUUUUAUGUUGUAGCUUGAUCUGUUUUACUGCCUUUGCUUUAAUUUGUUUGUUUUAAAGUUUACUGUCGGCUUCUUUUCUUUGUGGAUAUUUGUACCGGGAGAAAAUAGUGGACUGUAUAAAUAUGGAAAUUACUCUCACAAAGGCUCCAAAAAAGUGGCGUCAUCACCAUUGCUCAAAUGAUAUCAUUACCAUAUUUUGAAAAUGUUAAAUUGUUCAGUGGAUUUCCCUGGGGAGGCAAGUAAAUUAGUUCUAUUUCCGUGCAUACCAGAGUCAACGGGAAGUGACAAGCGCCUUCCGUAAUACGGAGAGCGGCGCGGCCAUGUGAACAUUUCCCCCCCCCAUGUUUUCAUGGGAAGUAGCAAGUCUUCUCGAGUCAAAAGGCGCAAGUCCAAGUGAAGUCACGAGUCAUUGAUGUUAAAGUCCAGGUCGAGUUGCAAGUCUUUGUACAUUUUGUCGAGUCGAGUCUGAAGUCAUCAAAUUCACAUUUUAGAGUGUCUUUUUAUUAUGACCAGCCUAAGGCUCACUUGUGCAGUAAUCAUGCUGUCUAAUCAGCAUCUUUAUAUGAUUGGUGGAUAGAUUGUCUCAGCAAAGAAGAAGUGCUCGCUAACACAGAUUUAGACAGAUGUGUGAACAGCAUUUGAAAGUAGGCCUUUCGUGAACAUAGAAAAAAUUCAGCUCAAGAAAAAUGGGGGCAAAAACAAAAGUGUUGCUGUUACGCGUGUCUGGCGUAUGCCCCGGCCCAGAGUCCUCAAAUAAAUAGUAGUGCUGAUUAUUUUUUUAUUCUUUUAGUCUUCUCUAGUUUCUGAUUGGUUGAGCUGGGGAAACGAGGCUAUAAAGUGUAAGGAGGCGGACCCUCUCAUUCUCUCUCUGCCAGCCACAGUCUCCUCCACUGCCACAGAGCCUCCUGCUCUUAUCUUGUAAUGUUAUUCUGGAGUGGGGAGCUCCAGCCUAUUUCUGUUAGUUUAGUUAUUUUAUUUAUUGUGUUGCUGGGCUCCCCAUCUCAUCAUUUUGGUAACUUUUGUGAGCAUUUUCUGUGUUAAAAUAAAGGAUUAAUUUGGAAUACUCCAGCCGCGUCCCUUUAAACUCCUAAACCUUUUAAGGGACCGUGACAGUUGCGUUUGUAAUUUUGUUAAGUAUAUUUAUGUUUAUGCUGUUGAUCUUCACCAAAACAAACCAUCAAACCCUGAGAAAACUGAAGUGAAGCUUCCUCUAGGAUUCUUGUAGGUCAUCAUUGUUCAUAGAUUCAAAUCAGUGACACUGACCUGAAAAGCCAUCUUGUGCUCUGUGAUCAUUUUGUCUUCAUCUCUAUCACAUUUUGAAGAUGUCCUGCCUUUACUUUACUUUCCAGACCCAGUUUAGUUUAGUGGCUCGGGUACCAGUGAGCUGUUUAUCACA